This is a messenger RNA of Toxotes jaculatrix (banded archerfish), 3276 nucleotides long. RefSeq names its product PDZ domain-containing protein 4-like. Lineage: Eukaryota; Metazoa; Chordata; Actinopteri; Toxotidae. The record is from RefSeq and is a predicted model, not a curated record. The coding region runs from base 1 to 3276 and encodes 1091 amino acids. The transcript has 17 exons. Gene Ontology annotation, molecular function: protein binding.
AUGGGCUGCAACAUGUGUGUGGUCAAACGUCCGGAGGAGCAGUACAGGAUCAUGUUCCAGCAGAAAGGCUGGAGUAACUCCCUGCGGCCGAUGGACAGACAUGGAAACAUAAAGGUCAGAGGACGGAGACCGUCUCAGCUCCCACUAGACAAACCACAUCACUCCCAGGAGCCUUUGCACCAACCUGGCUCCGUUCGCAAGAGUCACAGGAGGAAAGGUAUGUUGGUGUGCAGCGCUAACGGGACCUGCAGCACCUCCAUCUCCUCCGUUGCCAUGGUGGCCAUUCCCGACUGCGUCGACAACGCCACGCAGACGGACAUCAGCUUCCAGAACAUCAUGACGCUGGGCAGGAACAGAGGCCAUCACCACCACCACCACGGCCGAGGAGGGUCCUCCUCCCCUCCACCGCCUCCCCCCUCUCCCCCUCUCCCUCACCUCGUGGGACCAUAUGGGAUCAAUGAGUUCUGUGUGUUUGAGUACAAUGACCCCAAUGACUACUUUGACGUGUCGAAUCAUGAGGUGGACAGGCAGGACGACCUGGAGUACGAGGAGGUGGAGCUGUUCAAGUCCAGUCAGCAGGAGAAACUGGGCCUGACGGUCUGCUACAGGACAGAUGAUGAGGAGGACCUGGGGAUCUACGUUGGGGAGGUGAAUCCAAACAGCAUCGCAGCGAAGAACGGACGCAUCAGAGAGGGAGACCGGAUAUUACAGAUUAAUGGAGUGGACAUUCAGAACAGAGAGGAGGCAGUGGCCAUUCUGACCAGAGAGGACAGCAUCAACUUCUCCCUGCUCCUGGCCAGGCCUGACAUAGAGAAUGACAACCCUGCUGAUCCAGAGGAGGACAUGGACCUGACUCUGGAGGGAGGAGGUUUCCACCCACGCCCUCGAGCCUCCUCCUGCUCCCUCAGCUCGUCUCACUUUUCUGGCUACUAUCGGCUCCGCCGGGGAGGAGGGGGAGGAGGCCUGGCCUGCCCCGGAGGAGGAGGAGGAGAAGGAGAAGGAGAAGGAGGAGAAAGCAUAGAAGGUGCAGGAGGUGAUGUGGAAGGGGAGGAGGAAGAAGAUGAAGAAGGAGAAGAUGGAGAGAGGGGAGAGAGGGAGGACAGAGACCCACCUGUCCCCCUCCCACCUCUGCUUAGCCUGGCUCCACUGCUGUCCAAUAGCCAGGAGCUGGACAGCGGAGUGGGCCGGACGGAUGACAGCACCCGCUACGAGGAGCUGUCAGAACAAGACCAGCUGGGCGACCAGACCAGUGCCUGUAACACCAACACCACCAACACGCCGGGCAGCACCAGGAAGUUCAGACCAGGACCCAGCCCCAGUCCCAGUCCCAGACCCAGUCCCGGCCUCGGCCCAAGCCCAAGGUCAAUCCCCAGUCCUGGGCAUGGACGAGUAGACACUACGACUCCUUUCCUCCACCUACAAGACCUCCAACUCAGCUCAGACUCUCUGCCCGGCCUCGAGUGGACAGGUGGAGGAGGGGCAGGAGGAGCAGCGUACAGCCCCCACCACCAUCACCACCACAAGCACUACCACCACCACCACCACCAGCAGCCACUGAUGAUGAUGACGAUGAUGCCAGGCCUGACAGAGGAGGAGUGCCAGCGAUACCAGGAGCUGCUUGAGAUAAAAUGUCAGUAUGAGAAACAGCAAGAGAGAGAGGCGGUGAAAAAUGACGGUGAUGACACCGAAGCAGGAGAGAAAACCCAAAAGGAAGGAGAAGAGGAAGCUGCUUCUUCCUCUGUGGUGGAUGUGAACUGCAAUGAGACUUUAAGUGAGCACGAGAUGGCGCUCAUUGAUGAGGAGUUACGCCACCUGGAGUUCAAGUGCCGCAAUAUCCUCCGUGCCCAAAAGAUGCAACAGCUCAGAGAGAGAUGCCUGAAAGCCUGGAUGAUGGAGGAGGAGACGGUGGCAGCCGGAGCAGGGAGACCGGGCCCUGAGGAAGCAGGUUUGGACAAUGAUAAUGAGGACGACGACGACGACCCUCACCACCACGAACUGUCGGCCAUCAACGAGCUCCCCGAGCGAGAACGGUCAGAUGACAAAGACAGCACCAGCGCCUACAACACCGGGGGGGAGAGCUGUCGGAGCACGCCAUUGGUCAGCACGGAGCAGAUCCCGCCUCUCCAUGAAGAGGAAGACGAGGGAGGCAGACUGAUGUCUCCGCCUCCUCUCCUCCCCCUCAGUCACCUCCCACCUUUGAACUCCCCUCUUACCCAGCGGCGUCACAGGCGAGACAGAGAGAGACGCCACUCGAACCUUAGCUGCUCUUUCUCCCCGAGCACUUACAGGAAGUAUGAAAUGACCAAUGGCAGUGCGCCAAAUGGCUCAAGCUCCACCCCCUCCACGCCUUCCAAGUUCAGGUCUCUGACCAGAGAGGGGGGGUCGUCUGCAAGAAGGGGCGUGGCUGAUGGAGGGAGGGGCUCCAGAGCAGGUGGAGCCACCAACAGGCCCGGAGGUGGAAGUGCAGAGUCCAGUCCCUAUUUCACCAGGCGACGCCACAGCCACAACAAACCAUUAGAGCGCUACCAGAGCUGCAUGACCCUGCCCUCUGAGGGUCUGGUGGACCCUCUGGACCGAGUGAGAGACAGGGCGAGGGUCGAGGGUGAGGAGAGAGGGAUGUGCACAGGCAGCAGUGGCCCGGCUAGUCCCAGGAGUGUGAACAGCGCCCCCUGUGGUCUGGAGGACCAUCGUGCAGGUGCCUCGCGGUUAGGACUGGCAUUACCACUAGGGCUGACACACUCGUCCCCAACUGCCUCACCCCAACGCAUGGAGUGGAAGGUGAAGAUCCGCAGCGAUGGCACCCGCUACGUGGCCAAGCGACCAGUUAGGGACCGUCUGCUGAAGGCCAGAGCCAUGAAGAUCAGGGAGGAACGGAGCGGCAUGACAACCGACGACGAUGCCGCCAGCGAGAUGAAACAGGGCCGAUACUGGAGCAAAGAGGAGAGGAAGCAGCAGCUGCUCCGAGCCAGAGAGUACAGACGAAGAAGAGAGUUUAUGAUGCAGAGCCGCCUGGACUACCUCAGAGGAGACAGGGACCCUUCAUCGUCAACAGGGAGCACUGAAGACCACUGUUCCUCCCAGAAUGCCCAGCUUCACCCCCGACAGGACUCCCCCAGCAACAACAUCCUGUUACUGAGCCACAAGAAGAUCAUGAAGAAGAGGAACCGGCGCAUCCUUGACAACUGGAUCACCAUCCAGGAGCUGCUGGCUCAUGGCUCCAGGUCGCCGGACGGAAAGAAAAUAUACAACCCUCUGCUCUCUGUGACCACAGUGUGA